Podarcis lilfordi (Lilford's wall lizard) is the source of this 15786-nucleotide messenger RNA. Lineage: Eukaryota; Metazoa; Chordata; Lepidosauria; Squamata; Lacertidae. The record is from the annotation of a GenBank genome assembly.
AGAGCCUCCCGUCGUGCGUAAGGCAGCGGCGGGGGCGGCGGUUCUUCAUAAUUCUUGCUUUCUAGGAGUUCGCGGGAGCUGCCGCCGGGGAAGCGCCGCCAUGGCGCGCAACUCCGGCCAGGUCUGCCACUACUUCUUGCAGGGCCACUGCCGCUUCGGCGACAACUGCUGGAACGAGCACCCGCGCCAACACGCCGGCAGAGCCAACGCGGGUAAGCAAGGGAGGCUGUCCCGCUCCGCCUCUCCGCCGCCGGCUUCUCUCCGUCCCCUCGCGCCGGCCGACCUGCUGCCCUCCAGAUGGGCGCCGGCUAGGGCUGCCCCCUCUAUACUGGCAACAUGCGGGGAGGGCGGUUGGAGGGAGGCCGAUUUUUUUUUCAUCUGGUGCUGAAGUGACUUCAGAGUAAUCCGUUUCAGUCUAUUGUAUCCAGGGCCGGAUUUAGUUUUGAUGAGCCCCUAAGCUACUGAAGGUAAUGGGGCCUUUAUAUGUCCAGCUGUAACUUUGUCAACAACAAACUGUCGCUGUUUUUUGUGUUGAAUAUAUGCUAUAUGGUAAUUUAUGGACCUAAUAGGUAUCUAAAGCCAUUUGCACAUAACAAAAUAUGUAUUUUAUCAAAGUAAUGGUUGAAUUGAAAUACAAUUAAGAAGUAUAUUAGUGAAAUAAUUAUUAAGCUCUAACUUAAAAUGAUAUUUUAUUCAUAACAAACUUAAUAAUGCAAACACAUUGGCAUUUGGCAAUAACAAAAGUUCCUUUAGAAACGCAAUUUACGAAGACUCAUAAUCUAGUCACUAGGAACUUGCUAUAUCAUGAAAUAAUAAUAGCAAACCAGUGAUAUUUUAGGAAGCAGGUGGGGCACAUUACUUACAUCAUAGGAGCCUACACAACAUACAACACCGUGGCUGUAUGUAGGUUUUAUUUUAUUUGUUUUUUAUCUUAUAUUUUGGAAAUGUACAUCCAGGUUUUUUUCCCUUCAAAUUUUUUUGGGGGGCCCCAAGAGAGGGGCCGUAAGCUAUAGCUUGUUUAGCUUAUACGUAAAUCUGGCACUGAUUGUAUCCUAACAGGACGGACCCUCUGGAAUUUGCCACUCGUGCACACACACAAAUUUGUAAAUGUGCCCAGAGCUUAGCUAUAGGACCUUUCCAACACAUGCAUGUGGAGAAGAUCCCCAGUCUGGCAGAGGGGUUGAGAGCAAGAGAGGAGACCUAAAAUACAGGACAAAACUGUAUCAAUACAAGAUGUAGUAUUUUACAUUGAAAUAUGGGACAAUCCUGGACAGGUGGCAACCCUAGCGUUGGCUAGGGCUGAUGGGAGCUGUAGUCCAGAACAUCAGGAGGGCACUGGGUUGGCGAAGGGUGGCUUGGAAGCAAGGGAAGGGAAGCAGCCAAUGCCGCUCUCUCUCCCUGGUGUGGCUGACCCAGUGGGCUGAGCUGAGAGUGGUGUUGCCGUGAUCAUAUUGUUUGCGGCUCUCUUGCAUUCCCCGGCCACUGCCACCAUCCUCUGGGAAAAAAACAGGGCACGUCUAGACCAGCCUUUUCACAACCUCGGGUCCCUGGAUGUUCUUGGACUACAACUCCCAUCAUUCCUAGCUAGCAUGGCUAGUGAUCAGGGAUGAUGGGAGUUGUAGUUCAAAAACAUAUGGGGGGGGGACACCAGAAGUUGAGAAAGGCUGGUUUAGACUAACAAGACAAUCCUAACCUUAGCUAGGUAGCAGUGGGCGUAAUGUAGCCUUGCUCUGUGCCAGGUCACCCUGGAGCAGGUGUAGCAAUUGGUCCAAUGCCUUGCCUCCCCACCCCUCAGGAUACUAGAUUUUGAGACUUUCUGCAGGCUGUCACAGGUGAAAAUUCAACAGGCAGCAGGAGUAGUGAAGCUGGUGUUUCUCAUAACUCUUACUUAACACAUCUCUUUCUUUCCCAACUGAAGGCUCCGGUCGAAGAGUAGCAUGGAGUGGACAUAAUCAGAAAUACAGUAACCCUGUACAGACAUCCAGUUUUUCCAAGUCAACCAGCUGGCACAACAGAGAUUCUGGCUUUUCACAGAAUAGAUAUGCUGCAUUAAACUCCACUGAAAAUGUUGGUAAUAGUGGCAUUGUAGAUGAGGAAGAUAAACUUCUGUAAGUAACAAUUUCCUAUCUCUCAAGUUUUAAUAGACUUUAAAUAAAUUUUAUUAAAUGGCUAAUUAAAAAACAAACCUGAACCCUAUGGCUGCAGUCCUGUACACACAAUUGUUAAUAUCCCAGUGAGGUAAAUAGGAGUUAAGAAGAAUUAACUGUGUACAGAAUGCCUGCCUGUGACAUUUUCUUCAUAGCGGCCUUUGCUCAUAAAAGUUCUGGCUAAUUAUGCCAGUUUGGGCAUAAUUAGCCUGAAUGAGUGUUGGUCAUGCUUAUUUCUUAUGCUAUUGGCUCCAGCACUUUGAUCCUGUUUAAAGCAAAUCCUGCUGUGUCUGAAGUGGUAGACCGUGGCUUAAUGAUGCUUUAGUUAACACUCAUCCAGAGUUUCCUGUUUCAGAUGUAAUGGGAACUGGUUUCCUUUAAACAAGAUCAAACUGCCAAAGCUGGCACUCAAGGAGAGGGAUGAGGGAGGAGCAUGUGAGUCUGACACUUGGUCCUGUCUUCAUAAACUGCAUUUGGGAAUGAAAAAGGGGAAAGACUAGCCUAAGAUUCCUAUCCCAUUAACAGAGAAGAAUUGUUUCUUUUCAGAUAAUUUCAAUCAUGUUAAUGUUUCAUUGGUGUAGCUAAUUUUUGUUCUGACAGCUAUUUAAAAAAUGUGACUUGGUACAAAUAUGUUUCAGAUUGGUUUGAUAUUGGCUCUGAUGCAGCUCUUGCUUCUUAGUUGUGUAAAACCAGAGGCUCUAGAUGGGGAUGUGCAUUGCCAUCUGCAUCAGACUGGAUUGGCAUCUGUGCCCCCAAAUGAUGCAGAUGUGGAUUUCUCACACUGAAUCACUUAACAGAUUUUUUUUUAUUCAGUUGUGAUUUUCCCUGCUUAUUCAAGUACAUCCUGUUUAUAUUUGAUCUUGCACCCACUCUUUACACUUGUUUUCUUUGAAUUUUAGAAACUGAAAAAGAGUAUUGUAGCAAGCCACUUAUAAAACAUACUGUUUCUUCUUAUCACAGUAAACCUUUGACUUGGCUCUGUAUUUUUUAAAAAACACAUUGAAUCUAGCUUUAAGUAGGUCUACACUGCCUAUCUUUGGUUUCAUUUGGCUUAUGACUUUUGAAUGUCAUUUAUUCAGUGAAAUUAUAAUGAAAGACAUGGAGAGUUGGGAAUCUUCAGGACAAUGGAUGUUUUCCACCUAUUCACCUACGAAAGAAAAGCCGAAUAUAUCAGGUAGAAUCUUUCCUAAUCCUCUUAAUUACCCACACAUGCUUAGGUUUAUUUCUCACUUGAAUACUGUUAUUGGAUCCCAAAGAAUGAGAAGUGUGCUUAUAUAAGUGAACAAAAGCUGUCUGUCUUUUAUCUAUCGUUCUUUUUUUAAUGAGGCUUUGGUAUGGACAAUGCUUCUAAAAUUUCUGUUCAUUCUAGCAUUUAUUUAACUAACCCAAAGUGGGAGUUUUUGCAAGACCAGAAUCUAACUACUUUAUCAGGUGGGCAAUUUAUAAUAAUGUGAUUUGCUAACUUGGCCUCCUUGUAUUAUUUAACCCAGCUUUAUCUGUUGCUGACUGUCAUGGCAGCUAUAGGCUCCAUGAGAGAAAGAAGAGUUGCGAAACCAAUUUUUCCUUUAUGAUUUUAGAAGUGUGUAGUUGGGGUAUGUACAGUAUAUGUGUCAUUGGCAAUAGAGAAGGAUUAAAAAUCUACCAGUGGGCUGUUUGGUCUUUUGCUGUCUCUGAUUCUUCAUUGCUAAUAUUACUGCUCCUGGACAGUGUUUCCUUUCCCAGCACUCAGCCAGGCUCGAAAAGUGAGCCCAGCUUUGGGAAGAACGGAUGUAGAAGGCACCUGAAAAGGAGAAUUGAGAGGCCCAGAAGGGGCUAAACCAGGCAUAGGCAAACUCGGCCCUCCAGAUGUUUUAAUAAUAAUAAUAAUAAUAAUAAUAAUUUUUUAUUUAUACCCCACCCUCUCCAGCCAAGGCCGGGCUCAGAGCGGCUUACAAGCAAUAAUAAAAACAAGAUGAAUGAUUACAACUUAAAAACAAAAAUAAAAUACAACAUUAAAAUAAUGGAACAUUAAAAUGUAGCCUCAUCGCAGGAGAAGGAAAAGAAAAGAGAAAGAGAGGGAGGGAAUCAAAUUGGCUCCAAGCCAAAGGCCAGGCGGAACAACUCUGUCUUACAGGCCCUGCGGAAAGAAAUCAGAUCCUGUAGGGCCCUGGUCUCAUGAGACAGAGUGUUCCACCAGGCCGGGGCCAGUGUUGAAAAGGCCCUGGCUCUGGUUGAAGCCAAUCUAACUUCCUUAGGGCCUGGGACCACUAGAGUGUUGUUAUUUAUGGACCUUGAGGCUCUCCGUGGGGCAUACCAGGAGAGGCGGUCCCGUAGGUACGAGGGUCCUAGGCCGUGAAGGGCUUUAAAGGUCAAAAGCAGCACCUUAAAUCUGACCCUGUACUCCACCGGAAGCCAGUGUAGCUUGAAAAGCACUGGGUGAAUAUGCUCCCAUGGCAGAGACCCCAUGAGGAGCCUCGCUGCAGCAUUCUGUACCCGCUGGAGUUUCUGGGACAGCUUCAAGGGCAGCCCCGCGUAGAGUGAAUUACAGUAGUCAAGCCUGGAGAUGACCGUCGCAUGGAUCACUGUGGCCAGGUGGGGCGGGAAAGGUAAGGGACCAACUGCUUGAUGCGGCGAAGGUGGAAAAAUGUUGCCUUGGCUGUUGCUGUAACUUGCGCCUCCAUGGAAAGGGAGGCGUCAAGGAUUACACCCAAACUCUUAACGGAAGGCAAUGGCACUAAUUGGGCCCCCGCAAGAGAAGGGAGUUGGUCCCUCAUCCCCAUGCCAUCCCGACCUAGCCAUAGGACCUCUGUCUUCGAAGGAUUUAGUUUCAAUCGGCUCCCACGAAACCAUCCAGCCACAGCUUCCAAGCAUCUGGUCAGUGUGUUUGGGGCCGAGUCGGUGUGGCCAUCCAUCAGCAGAUAGAGCUGAGUGUGAGGACCAGUGGCCAGGGAUGAUGGGAGUUGUAGUCCCAAAACAUCUGGAGGGCCGAGUUUGCCUAUGCCUGGGCUAAACACAAGUUCUCCCUACCACGCAUUGCUUGUUACCUGAAUAAAUGUAGAGUUGAAAUUGCAUUUCUUCACACAAUGUCUUGAAUGGAUAAAUGAUUAAUUUGCAACCUGGCAUAAGCUCUAAAUUAAGAAAGUACAAGGUAGCACAGAUCACAGAAUAUAUUACAUACCAUGUUUUGAAGUAACUUCUGGAGUCUUUGAAGUAUCAUGCUUUUGAAAUAAGACCCCAAUGCAUGGUGAAAGCUAUUAAUCGAUUCUCUGGUGCCAUUGUCAUUUGCUUUUAUACUUGGCCUGUGUCUCUUGUCAACAAACAUGAGAGUUGUUGGGGGAUGCAUUUACUAUGAUUUCAUAGCUGGGGAUAAGAGCAGUAUUAUCUGUCUUUCCAGGUUUUGACUGUUCCUCUUCCUGCAGGGUUUCCAGACUUCUUGCCAGAAGAGUUGCGUCUUGAAUAUUAUAAUAGCAGAGCAAACAACAAUGUACAAAAUUAUGUGAGUCUCUACAUAUUGAUGAUAAAUAACAAGAUGAAAGGAAAAAAACUUAAAAGAUUAUCCAAAAAGAACUCCUUUAACAAGAAUCAAGUCUUUUUGUCUUAAGACAGUCUUUAAAAUAAUCUCCCCCCCCCCAUUUUUUUUUUCAUAAUUCCAGUAGCAUCUUAAAGACCAACUAAGUAUAAGCUUUCUACGUAUGAGCUUUCGUGUGUAUACACAUUUCUUCAGAUACUCUGAAGCAGAGGUUGCUACAACCUUACAACUGUUGACGACUGUUAAUGAUGGCAGUUGGUUCCACAGGGAAGGGCAAGGGAUUUUUAAAGGGAUAGAUUACAAAAAUUAACUUUAGCAUGUAUAAUGGGACAUGAAUCCAAUAUCUCUAUUCAGACUAGGUCUCUCCAUAGUUUUUAGUUUGGUAAUGAGUUGUAACUUCUUUUUCAAGUGUAUUUCUAAAAUUCUUUUGCAAUAAGACAGCUACUUUAAGAUCUUGCAUAGAAUGUCCUGGGAGACUGAAGUGUUCUCCUAUUGGUUUCUCUGUUUUAUGAUUCCUGAUAUCAGAUUUAUGUCCAUUUAUCCUUUGGCAUAAGGUUUGUCCUGUUUGUCCAAUAUAGAGAGCUGAAGGGCACUGUUGGCAUUUGAUAGCAUAUUUAAUGUUGGAAGAUAAACAAUUAAAUAGGCCUGGGAUGUUAUGUUUGAUGUUAUUGGGGCCAAUAAUGAUGUUGCCCAGGUGUAUGUGGCAGCAAAGUUGGCAUCUAGAUUUAUUGCAGGCUCUUGUGCCAGUGUCCACGUUAAGUCUGGUUGUUAUAUUAUCGUGUGUGAGGACUUGUUUAAGAUUGGGUGGCUUUCUGUAGGCAAUGAAAGAUUUUCCUUUCGGAGCUUGGGAAAGAAAGCUGUCAUUAUCUAAGAAAGGUUGUAAAUCUCUGAUGAUGCAUUGAACUGUUGAGAGCUGUAUGUGAUUACGAGUGGUGUAAUAUUGUUUAGUGUAAAUGGCUGUGAUUUGGAAUCAAGACCACCGCCCCCAAAAUAUAUACAUUUGAAUUGUGGGGUAGUAAUGACAUUCUUCUGGUUCUGAAUGUGCCAACACAUUUUAAUCACAGCUGCUCAGUAAUUCUAUUCCUUCUUGGUUUGAUUGGCAGGGUCCUAACACAGUCUAAUCUCCCUUUUUUUCCAGAUCAAUUCAGUCCAGCAGUUAGCAAGCCAGUGGAGAAGUCGGUUGCUUGAGCUGAAGAAUAUAAAUGCAUCUACUAAAGCGGCAUUGGUGAGUGUAAUAGAGAAAAUGAAAAGGUCUUCAUUUAAAGUUUUAAAUUUAUUUUGCAAGGUUUGUAAAUCUUUCAGUCAUGUUUCGCGAAGCAGUUCACAAUAAUAAAAUCAGAUUUGUUGAUAGAAGAUACUGUCUCUACAAUAAACAUCCAGAGUAAGGGGUAUUAUUAAUUGGCAUUGUUUAGCUUCUGGCUCUGCUUCCUUGAAAGAUGGUGGUGGCCAAGGGGGUUCAAGAAGGCAGAAAAAUAGGUUACUAAGAGGGCAGGUGUUCUUUAGUGUGUGUGUGUGUGUGUGUGUGAGAGAGAGAGAGAGAGAGAGAGAGAGAGAAAACUGAUGCUUUGCUCUCAGAAGUAGCAGCAGCCGGAGACCAUCCAUGGAGGAGGUAACCUCUUACACAGCAGCUGGAAUUCCUCCUCCUCUUGAGGAAGCUGGCCUUUUUGCACCUUGGACUGGCAGAGGGAAGCCUGUUCUACCCUGACCCCUGCUGGCUGACCAACUGAGAACUCAUCUGCGCUCAGUUUACCACAGGAGUGGGGGAUAUAUCAAGACCUGGGCUGACCAGGGUGGGGGUGCCCCUUUGUGGGGAGCUGUUUCAGAGGGAAUCAAGGGCAAGGAGCAGGCAUGCAGUUUGUGGGAACCUCUGGAUCCUCUGCUGUUGCUUGAGGCUCAGGUGGCCUCAGCAGCACAGAGUGCCUUCCAUCAGCUUCGGCUGACAGCCCAGCUGCGCCCCUCUCUGGACAUGAGUAGGCUAACCUCUGUUGUCUAUGCUUUGGUCACCUCCAGAUUAGAUUACUGCAGUGUGUUAUAUGUAAAUAGGGCUGCGUCUGACGACAGUACAGAAACAGUACAGAGAUCUAUUCAUUUACCUGUGACCUUCCAGGUGUUGCUGGACUUCAGCUCCUCUCAGCAUCAGCUGGUAUGACCAGGAGUUGGGAAUGGUGGGAGGAGUUGUCCAACAACAUCUGGAGGACCUUAGAUUCCCCAUCCCUGCUGUAGAUCCACACCACAAAUAAAGUGAAAUCAUAGUGAUGGUAAUGUAAGUUGGCUUAUUCUAUAUCAAAUAUUUUUUUUUCAAAUAAUUUUUAUUAACAGGCCAAUCAAAUCACAUUAAUUCCAAAUCACAUUAGUUCCAAAUUAUACAGCCAGAUUUUUAAAAUUUUAUUGGGGGUACCCAUACUUCGAGCUCCGAAAGGGAUCCAAACAUCACUCUUGUUGCUGCUUUAAUUACACAGUUCUGUCCAGUUCUGUCCAGAUAGUCUCUUUGUUAUUUUCCUCAUCUUCUUGUUGUUAUCAUAUAUUCCUUUCUUUGUGAUCUCUGAUAAACUUCACAAGCGGGUUGAAAACAAACAUAUCCUGUGUGGAUUUUACACUCUUCAAGAGCCAUAUCACAUAAAGGACAGACGCCAUUUCCACACCUCCACAAAAAACAUUCCCACAGUCUGUCCGUUGAUUUUCACAGGCCUGCGAAACUGUAUCUCAGGGGGCCCUGCCAGGUUAAAUCCACAUUCCGAUAACCAUACAUUCACAUUCCGAUGACCAUGUCCUCCUCCCCCUUGUCCUCCUGUGAGCAGGCCUGUCUUAACAAAUCUCCAUUUGAAACUGCGUCACAAAGCUUUCUUUCCAUCAGAUGUUCCCACCAGUCCUCUCUUUGAUCAGUAAUUUAUUUCCACACAGUUCUUAAUCUCCUGCUUGUGAUUAGUAAUUUGCAACGAUUAUUUCUCUCUGGGAGGAAGGAUUAUUGGGUACUCACAUAAGGCAAAAAAAGAAAAGUUUUCCCUCCCCCACCCCUUUCUGUUUCGCUCCGACAUACCGAUCUUUUAAUGAUGAGUCUUCACUUGAUUUAUUGUCCAGCCCAUCGCUCCACUCACAGAGAUCCCAUUAAUCAGCAGUCUUUACUCCCGAUCUUCACUUGAAGUAUGUGCAUUUGCUUCUGUUUUCAAUUAUAUAUUUCAAGCUGAUGCAAACCAGUGUGCGAUCAGAGACAGCGUCUGGGAGAGCCAGACCCACCCAAGGGCUUCGUGCCUAAUGCCCUCACCCCAUUCUUUCGAAUCUGGGGGUGAAUUAUGGGCACAGCAGGCAAGGCAGUCCCCCCCAUUCCCUUGGGGGGGGCAAGGGAGGCUGCAUACUCCCAUAACAACCUCUUAAUUACCUCGUGUGGGUCGGAGAGAUGUUAUUGUCGGCCAUCUUCCAAUGCGCCCCCUGGUGGCCCCCCUAUUCUAUAUCAAAUAUUUGUUCACUUCUAACUAUGCAUUUUAUAUUGAAUUGGAAGCAAUAGUACCUUUUUUUCUUCUGUAACAUGUAGAACUACUUCUCAUUGUUUUAAGAUAUCUGAAUUUAAGAACACGGCUAGUCAGCCACCACCUGCAUUUGGGUUUGGAGGACAGCAGGCAUCGGCUUUUGGAUCAUCAGGUAGGGAUUUGUUUUGGCUGGUGGUGGGUGGAGGAUUGCAUAUUCUUAGUUCCGAUAGUCCUGGGUUUACUAUCAUUUCUUGACCUUACUGUUGCAAACUAUUGCUUUUCUUUGUGUGACAAUUGCAGCCUUUCCUGUGGAUAAUAAAUCUGCUCAAGCCUUCUCCUUCAAACCAGCUUCUGAACUUGGCAGCAUCUCCUCUGGAAGCACACCUGCGUUUGGGAGCCUCACGAGCAGCCAGGGCACCGCAUCUUCCACCGCUGCGCCCCAUGCCGUCAGCUUUGGAGAUCAACCUGCUUCAUCGGCAUCUUCCUUUUCAUUUAAAAUGGCUACAACCACUCCAGGUGGGUUUGGAGCUUCUGGUUUUGCAGGGUUUGGCAAACCUUUUCCAGCAAGUUCCCCGGAGACUGCGCCUGCAUCAGUGUUUGGGACAGCAGCCAUUACCCCUGCUUUGAAUCCCGGAUUUGGCAAAUCUUUUCCUGCCAGCUCCUCAGACUCCACAUCUGCUUCGGUGUUUGGAACAGCUGCUGCUUCCGCUUCUUUGAAUUCGGGGAACACACUGUUUGGGCAGCCGGCAAGUCUCUCUGGGGGUAAUGCAACAUUGCCCCCUUCCACAACCCCUCCCAGCACCACCUCUGCAAAGUUAUUUACCCCAGAGUCGGAACUGUCUGCUGAAGAACUGGAGCAAUUUAAGGCGAAGAAAUUCACACUCGGAAAAAUUCCUUCCAAGCCACCACCAGCAUCACUUCUAAAUCUGUAAUGUGGCCUGAGGUUGUUCUUACUAUCUUUACCGGUGUGUGUGAAUAUCAGAGACACUUUGAUUUAAUCCUUCGGAAGUUAAAUUCAACUAUGGCUCACCAUAUUGUUUCAGAGAAGUUACAUUUGUUUCUAGAAAUAUGUGAUCUAUUUGACUUGUUGGCUCCAGAAUGAAUAUUUAACUUGAGAGUAUUGCAUAGCAAAAUGUAGCUUUGCAAUGAACUUGAAAAUGUAGGAAACCCAAGCUGUUCUUUUCUUUGGUAGAGUUGGCUUCCAUACUUUAUGGCAAUGCGAUGUUGUGCUAAAGGUACCUUAAAGUCCCCAAAUCAUACCUUUUGGAUACACCAGCUAUUCCCCAGCUAUACCAAAGUUAUAGAACCCACAAACCCUCCAUGCUGUUCUGUUGCUAUAAUCUGGCCUCAACAGCUUCAGUACCACAGUAGUCCUCAGCCUUAGCUUUUCUAGCUAUAAUUGGUUGAUUUAAAUGAGCACAUCUAUCUGCUGUGAUUUGGCGCUGGGACCAUUUGUUACCACAGUGCUCUGCCUUACUGUAAUUCUGAGUACCGUAUUUUUCGCCCUAUAGGACGCACUUUUCCCCCUCCAAAAAUGAAGGGGAAAUGUGUGUGCGUCCUAUGGGGCAAAUGCAGGCUUUGGCUGAAGCCUGGAGAGCGCGGGGGUCGGUGCCCACCGACCCCUCUCGCUCUCCAGGCUUCAGGAAGCUAUCCGCAAGCCGUGGGAGCCCGCAGGAGUUCCCCCCGGGCUCCCACCCAUGCACAGCGCUGCCUGCACCCCGAAGCCCCGGUGCGCUGAGCAGUCGCGCCGGGGCUUCGGGUAGCUCUGUGCAAGCCGCGGGAGGGCUCCCCCGGCUUGCGCAGCGCUGCCUCUUAUCCUGAAGCCCCGGCGCGAUGAGCAGUCGCACCGGCGCUUUGGGUAGCUCUGCGCAAGCCGGUGGAGCCCUCCCCCCAAAAAACUAGGUGCGUCUUAUGGGCCGGUGCGCCCUAUGAGGCGAAAAAUACGGUAUAUCCUCUUAGCACCUAGUCUACUAAAGCCUUCCUCUGUGUGUGACUGUUUUAGCACAACACAGGAAGCAAACAAUAGCAUAAACUAGCUUUCCUCCCUGAUAGCAGUUGGGCUUACCCUCAUUUUCUGUGAAGUAUAAGGACUCCAGAUUCAUGCAAAUACUUUAGUUUUAUUUUAUUUUAUGCGUGUACCUUUGUUUGGUCAUUCUGAUGCUCCAGACAACAAAAACCACUUUCUCAUCAGGUAAAUUUUGGUACGGAAAUCAGUACUGAAUUUGAUUAUGACACUGAAUUAUUUUUGUUUCAAUUUUACUUGUGGUUAAUGAUGGUUUUAAUUUUAAUGUCUGCCGCCCUGGGACCUUUUUGGUGAAGGGUGGAUUACAAAUAUCUAAAACAACUAAAUGAAUUGCUAGUCAUUGACAAUAGUAAAGAUUAACCCCCACGCCAUCUCCUGUCUGUGCACACAACCGCUUUUGCAGUCAGAACUUCAUGCGAGAGACUCGUCGUCAAGCAGAUCAAUUUGAACUUCGGAUCCCUUCUUCGCUUCGCACAUGGUGCCCCACCUCUUACCUUUUCAUCCAGUGUCAAUAGCUGAGCUGUGUGCAAAAGCUGCCAAAAUUGUGGGCAUAACCAGCCACCCUGCUUUGCCUGCCCAUGUGAAUGUAAAGCGUAGUUGCAAAGGGUCAGUAACUUUCGCAUGAAGGGAAAACAUCAUGUAAACCGAUGAUUUUUUAAAAAGAGAGUGAGAGCAGGUAUUUUAUUUCUGUGCAUUAAUUUUGUACUGAAAAUGAAAAUUUAAUGGAUAGCUAUCCAGCUGGUUUAGAGACCCUUUAAUAUAAAUGCAUGACCCCAUAGUAAAGGUAAAUAGGUAAAGAACCCCUGGAUGGUUAAGUCCAAAGGCGACUAUGGGGUUGCGGCGCUCAUCUCGCUUUCAGGCCUAGAGAGCCUUUUGUCCACAGACAAACAGCACCACAGACAGCUUUCCAGGUCAUGUGGCCAACAUGACUAAACCACUUCUGGCACAACGGGACACCGUGACAGAAGCCAGAGCGCAUGGAAAUGCCGUUUACCUUCCCGCCGCAACAGUGUCUAUUUAUCUACUUGCAUUGGCGUGCUUUUGAACUGCUAGGUUGGCAGGCGCUGGGUCAGAGCAACAAGAGCUCAUCCUGUCACAGGGAUUUGAACCACCAACCUUCCAAUCAGCAAGCCCAAGAGGCUCAGUGGUUUAGACCACAGUGCCACCCGCGUCCCAUAAUGACCCCAUAGUACGCCACCCUGAAUAACAGGAAGUACUAUGCUUUCAACUACUGCAGGUGGGGGCAGUGGGGAGGAAUGAGGUGAAAAACUGUUAUGUGUCCUCACGUCCCAGACUAGUUUCAUGUGAUUACGACCACUACUUUCUUUGAAUUAUAGAAUGUGAGAGUCAUUGAUUUUUCACUAAUGGUAGGUCAAAUUUAGAAUGGUUUGAAGUUUAGCAGACACACUAAGGGAGGCAGGGCUAGGGAAGCCACAGAGUUCUCGCCAUGUUGCUGGGCUCCAGCUCCCAUCAUUCUCAGCUGGCAUGUCCAAUGAUCAGAAAUGAUGGAAGCUGGAAUUCAGCAACGUCCAAGGAGCUGAAGGUUCUCCUGCUCUGAUCUAAGGGCUGAUAGGUACGUGUGUCUAGAAAUUUGUCUGCUGUACAAAAGAAACAUAAGCAUUUCUUGCUCUGUCCACACUGGCCUCUGGUUCCUGGAAGGUUGCCCAGAAAAGAAUGCAGCUCAUGGUUCCCUAGGCUGCCUUGAGAGCAUGCCUAUAUCUUCUUUGUUGAAGGAGUCCACUCUUCCUUGCCAACUCCACAUAGCCUUAAGCAAACUGGGCUUUUUGUCUGAAGGCAUGUUUACAGAAAAGCUUUGGAAAUCCCCAAAGACCGAUACUGUAAUUAAUUAAUCUCUUUAUCCUUUGCAGAUCUACUUAGCUGCUGUUCCCUCUUGAAAUAAAAGCACAGGGCAAUUUAUAAACUCGGGCCAUUAAUUUAGAUAUCAAUACCCCCUCUCAAUGUUGAUAUCCAAAACGCUACAAGGAAUGCUUUACUACAGACAUGAGGAGUCUAAUUGCCCCGUUCCCUUCGGUCAUAAAGUAAUUGUCAAUAAAAGCAAUUAGGUUUGCCUUCCACAGUGCAUUCUCCCUUGUAUUCCUGCUGUGUGCAAUAGAUACUUCUAGUGCUCUAUUGCUUUUCAAAAUAACUGUGGAGCAGAAAGCUUAUCUGCUUCUUAGAGUCUAGCAACCAGAUCUAUGACUUUGCCAAAGCAAUGCUUACACUUGGGGGGGGGGGCUUGUGGUGGCAGCUGAUUCUGUAAGUGCAUUAAGCACUGUUGUAGCACAUUGGCAAUGCCAUGCUGGCAAGCUUACAGAUGGGGUAAAUGCAAGGCCGUUGAUGCUGCUGAGCUCAGGUCCUGCUUUCAGGCUCCCUGUAGGCAGCUGGUUGGCCACUGUGAGAACAGGAUACUGGACUAGUUGGGCCAUUGGCCUCAUCCAGCAUAUGUCCUUCGACAGGUCUAGCCCGUUUGUAUGAUAAAAAUAGUUCUUUCCAGAAGGUUUGGCAAUAGAAUCCAACGGUGGCAUUGCCAGGACCACUUUAGUUCCAUGUGGUCAGGCUGCCCAAGGCAUUUAUUAAUCUGGGCUAAUUAGCAUUCCCAACCCUUGACUCACAUCUCACAAGGAUUCUCUUACCUGCUACCAUCAUUUCCUUCCAUUCUUCAGACUUUAUUAAAAGGCAAUCCAGAAUGAAAUUGGUCAGUGAAUGUGAACAAUGAAUGGACCUAUCUCAUUCAUCCCUAUCACCCACCUCCAGGAACAUAGCCUGGUCCUUUUUGAGUAAGCCCAGCCGUACUAGCAGAAUGUUACAUACCCAGAUAGAUUAAAAUAUUAGCAGCUGUGCUGGCCUCACUGAGUAAUAAAUGUCAAGGAAGAGAGGUGCUCUUUAGUGCUAAAUUGAAGUCAAUCCAGAGAAAACCCGAUUGACUCUUGCUCCAAUUCUGCGCUAAACAGCAGGUUUCAUCAGGGGAAAGUGGCAGGACCAGUGGAACUGUGGAAGAGCCCUCCAUGUAAGACAGCUUCCUAUGUUCAGGUGCUCAUCACAAAACUGCCAGAAAGUGUGCAUCUAGUGUGAUAUCACAUGUACAGGUUAUGCUCCCAGGUCACAGUGCAGUUGGCUGAUUCUGAAGAGUGCUGGUUGAUCAUGCAAAGGUUCCUCAACUAAGGAGUGGGAACCCUCACCAAUCAGCGUACUUGCCCAACCCCAUGUUGGAAACUUUUUGUGCAAUGAACUAGCCCCCUUCAGACUCUGCUGACUGGAAGGAAGAUAAGCAAACCAGAGGCAAUGUCAGCAAGGAAGAAGAAAUUCUGGGCUGGGGACUUAGGGGCAGGGCUGUGGGCUUCAACAGGUAGCCCAGUUAGGCCUCUGACAUCAGCCCCAAACUUAGAAAUAUGCCAUAUUCAAUUUCCAGCUUUCAUACAGUGGUACCUCGGGUUAAGUACUUAAUUCGUUCCGGAGGUCCUUUCUUAAGCUGAAACUGUUCUUAACCUGAAGCACCACUUUAGCUAAUGGGGCCUCCUGCUGCUGCCGCAACGCCGGAGCACGAUUUCUGUUCUCAUCCUGAAGCAAAGUUCUUAACCCAAGGUACUAUUUCUGGGUUAGCGGAGUCUGUAACCUGAAGCGUAUGUAACCCGAGGUACCACUGUAUUUCCAAAUUGGUCUUAUAUUGCAUGCAAACUGCCACAUCCCAGUUACACAAGCUGAUUGGUGGUGAAAGGGUGGGAAGAAAAACCAACUUCAGAGGUGUUGAUCCUACAACUGCGAUUACUUUGGAGUAGGGAUGGAGAACCUGUGGCCUGCCAGAUGAUGUUGGACUGGAAUUGGAAUUCAUCAACAUCUGGGUGGCUGCAUGUUCCCCAUUCUUGCUCUACAGCAAACUUUUUAAAAAGGGUUGCUAGAGAAGAUUUAGUGUCUGUGUUCUUGUUCCUUUGUGUAUUCAGUGCUUUCCUGUCAGCCUUUUAGCCACAUCCCUGCAAAACCUCUUGCUUUAUUCUUGCAGAUCACAUGAAAUGUGGUUCCAGCAUAUGCUCUGUCAUGUGCUCAAGGUAAUUAGAUUGCUUCUGAUUAUGCCGAAUGGGUCUGAUGCUCCGGACAUGUGCCCUUUUCCCAUUCUUGCUUUAUUUAGUCUUGGGUGUGUAGAUGUAGCAUCUACACUAUAGAAAACGGUUGCAGAAGAAGUCAAAUGAGGCGCGUGCCUUACACAGUAAAACCAAUGCAAUUUGAACCAUUCCUGUGCCUUAACAAAGAUGUAGGGUAAGCAUGCCACAGAAAUCUUAGAAAAUUUCAGUGUAGAAUGUAAGAGCCCUGUUGGUCUAUCAUGUUUCAUGCAACAGUCUUGGUCCCCAGCAACAACAGACCCUCCAAGUUUCCCUAUUUUCCAGGGACAAUUCUGGAUUUACAGAAGCCGUCCCGGUUUCUGAUCUGAUUAUGGAGGGUAUGGAGUUAUGCGACCCCCAAGCCAAGGAGAACAGUAACUAUGCAAUCUUUAGAAGACAUCUAAAGGCAGCUUUGUAUGAGAAAACUUUUUUAAAUGUUUAAUGUUUUAUUAUGCUUUUAUAUAUGUUGGAAGCUGCCCAGCGUGGCUGGGGCAACCCAGUCAGAUGGGAGGGAUAUAUAUAAAUAAAUAAAAUUAUUUUUUUUUAAUUA